UGGAGUUAGGAAUUAGGAGUUAAGGAGUUAGGAGUUAGGAGUAUUCAAACUAUGAAGGUUUGUAUAAUAAUAAUAAUAAUAAUAUGUGCAUUGUUGGGCUACAUGAAUGUUUGUGGUGCUUGUAAUAACACGACGACAACAGAGCCAACAAAAGUGCAAGUACCAUGUUUCUUCAUUUUUGGAGAUUCAUUGGUAGAUAAUGGUAACAACAACGAUAUUCUCACUUUGGCUCGAGCCAAUUACGCACCUUAUGGCAUUGAUUUCCCUCAAGGUCCCACUGGCCGUUUCUCCAACGGUCUCACUGUGGUUGAUGUCUUAGCUCAACUAGUAGGAUUUUCAGACCUGAUUCCACCGUAUUCAGGGGCAAGGGGUAGAUCCAUGAUGAAGGGACUUAAUUUUGCUUCGGGUGCUGCCGGUAUUAGAGACGAAACUGGCAACAAUUUAGGGGCUCACAUUCCAAUGAAUCAGCAAGUAAACAACUUUGGGAGGAUUGUGAGACAAAUGAGGAGAUAUAUGAGAGGAGAUGCAAAUGCCUUAAAUACUUAUCUAAGCAAGUGCAUAAUCUAUGCUGGAUUGGGAAGCAACGACUACCUUAACAAUUAUUUUAUGACCGACUACUACUCCACUUCUACCCAAUUUACUCCGGCUGCGUAUGCUAAUUCUCUUAUACAAGAUUACUCACGUCAACUCACGGAUUUGUAUCGACUUGGAGUGAGAAAGGUGAUUGUAACCGGGAUUGGUCAAAUUGGUUGCAUACCCUACGAGCUUGCUAGGUACAAUGGUACAUCACUUAGUCGUUGUAAUGAUAACAAGAACAAUAUCAUUAAUCUCUUUAAUUCUGGCCUACGUCAAUUAGUUGAUAAUUUUAACAAUGCUCAAUUACCCGGAGCUAAGUUUGUAUACUUAGACACCUAUCGAGGAAGCAAAGACUUAUACACUAACAGACGAUCCUACGGGCUUGAAGAAGUUGAGACAGGAUGUUGUGGGGUAGGAAAGAACAAUGGCCAAAUUACAUGUCUUCCUUUACAGACACCUUGUGAGAACCGCAACAAGUAUUUAUUUUGGGAUGCAUUUCACCCAACUGAGGUGGCUAACAUCAUACUUGCUAAGAAGGCCUACUACUCCAAGUCCAAGUCAUUUGCAUAUCCUAUCAACAUACAACAAUUAGCUAUGCUCUAAUUACCAUUUUCAUUCAUAUAAUUCCUCCAACUCCAAUUUACUAGUCAUUAUUAUUUCAUGGUUUUCUGUAGUAUAAUUGAUGUCAUAUUUAUUUUUAUUCAAAGCGAACAGUGUAUGUGGAGUUAUACACGAGCAAGUUUUUAUUAGUUUACUUUAUUAUAUGAUCAAAUGGAUACGUACCAAAAAUGAAUAUUUCAGAAA
Messenger RNA from Amaranthus tricolor (Joseph's coat), 1380 nucleotides. Its product is annotated as GDSL esterase/lipase At1g33811. The coding region runs from base 52 to 1179 and encodes 375 amino acids. Gene Ontology annotation, molecular function: hydrolase activity, acting on ester bonds. The record is from RefSeq and is a predicted model, not a curated record. The transcript is spliced from 3 exons. Lineage: Eukaryota; Viridiplantae; Streptophyta; Magnoliopsida; Caryophyllales; Amaranthaceae.